Molecule: messenger RNA, 2159 nt
Organism: Esox lucius (northern pike)
Lineage: Eukaryota; Metazoa; Chordata; Actinopteri; Esociformes; Esocidae
Gene: hepacamb
Product: hepatocyte cell adhesion molecule
Exons: 7
Coding region: 135-1439 (434 amino acids)
Source: RefSeq, a predicted model, not a curated record
GCUUUGUUGUGCAAUGCACCCAGCCCUGGUGGAGCCUGGCCUUGGAGGAAUGGCUGGGCGCUCAGUCAGGGACGUGACCAGAGUGGACGAAUCAUGCUAAUUGUCUGGGAGAGAAACGGCGUGUUAAACCCAAGAUGAAGGCAGAGAGGAACGCUCUCUCAAAAGCAAUAACCACUCCUCAACUUUUGCUGUUCGGGUAUAUCCUUGUUUCAUCCCAGUCAGGAAGUAUCCAGGGGGUCAACAUCACCAGCCCUGGCUCCCUGAUCCGGGGCACAUUGGGUGGGGAGGCGCUCCUUUCUGUCCGCUACAGCAGCUCCAGUCCCGACGCACCCGUCAUCAAGUGGCAGCUGAAGAGGGAAGACAAGCCUGUCACAGUGGUCCAGUCCAUCGGCACAGAGAUUAUUGGAAACCUGAGGCCUGAGUACCGGGACCGCAUCUUGGUGUUUGAGAACGGUACCCUUCUACUCCACAAUCUGAAGCUGUCUGAUGAGGGCACCUAUGAAGUGGAGAUCUCUAUCACAGAUGACACGUUCACCGGAGAGGGGAGUAUCGAACUAACUGUGGAUGAACCUAUAUCCAAGCCUUACAUUCACAUGGAGGCCUCCUCAGUACUGGAGCUCAGUGAUCACUUCACCCUGAACUGCUCCCAUGAGAAUGGAACCAAUGCCAAGUAUAGCUGGCAGAAAGGUGGGAAACCGCUGACCAAUGACACGCGUCUGCAGCUGUCACCUGACCAGAAGCUCUUGACCAUCGUGCGGGUGCUGAUGGUGGAUGACGACAUCUACAGCUGCGCGGUGGAGAACCCUAUUGGCAGCAUGAAGAGCCUGCCUAUCAAACUCACUGUCUACAGGAGGAGUUCCCUCUACAUCAUUUUAUCCACUGGGGGUAUUUUCCUACUCAUCACCUUGGUUACGGUGUGUGCCUGCUGGGGGCCGUCCAAGAAAGAACGUCAAAAACGUCAAAUGAAACCCAGAGGUUUAGCAGGGCUGCCAAGGCAUUUAAUAGACCAGCCUGAUUAUUCCCCAAUAUAUCAUGCAGUUGAUGCAUCAAAAAUGAUGACUGAACAUGAAUGCAAGAAUCCAGUGGCACUCUACAUCCUCAAAGAGGAUUCUCCUCAGGGCGACCGUGACUCACUUGGCAACAUAAGCCUGAGCACCCACUCUGAACCACCAAACAGCCCUCCCAGCUACAGCAGCUCCCUGCCCCCCUCCUCACGCUCCCCUGACCCUCCUGCCCGCUCUUCUCGCAUAUACCCCCGCACCCCUGUCAGCUCCCCUCCUUCGCAUCACAACAACAAGGUGCCGAGCAAGUCCUCCACCCCCUCCCCGCCCCGCACUCGAAUCUCUGGGCGCAUGUUCCGCGCCCCAGUGGGCAUACCGCCAGCCCGUCAGUUGGAAUCCGCCCCCACGCUGGAGAGCAACGGCACCACUCAUGCCUGAUUGUCUGUCUCCAAGGCCUGUAGGCAUGAAGUGUAUGUAGGCUUCAACACCAUGAUUAGUUGAAGCAGGAACAUAUUCAUUAGACAUCAAAGGGAACAAUGUCUCUGAAUGUUCACAUACUGACUGUAUGUAAAAGCAUUUUAAUUACAUGAUAGUACAGUAAUAUUUGUCACAGAACUCAACACUGUACUCAUUCUAUCUUCAGUGGGUUUACACCGUUGACAUUAAUAACUGUAUGCCUCAGUUUUAGGGUUUGUUCUGAACGUUAGUUUUUUUUUUUUUAUGUUCCAUUCUAUUAGGUCCCAUUUUUAAGACCUGUUCAUAUGUAAAAUAUAUGAAACCUCUCUUCAAAAUAAAACUGGAUUGUUAAAUGUUGAUAUAUUUUGUAUUGUGUGGGUGUAAUUUAACUAAUACUUUUAAGUGCUCUUUGGUAUUACAGCUAAAUAAUUAAAAUACUGUUUUUCCUAUGUAAAGAGUCAGUGGAUAUUUAGGAAAUAUCUAAGAAUGUUUAUAAAUCUGUGAUGGUCCGUGAUGGUUUUGGUAUAUGGUGAUCUUUCUUAAAAUAUAUUUUCUCUUAAAUGUUUAUCACAUGUAGUGAGUAAAUUGAUAUUUCUGGGUACAAUUAUUGAGAACUUGUUGAAAUAUUGAAAUAUUAGAAGAAUUUCUAUAGAUGUAUUGUACAUAUCAGUAGAGAUGUUUAAUAAAGUUAUGAAGAAAUAA